AUGAUGGACUAUAGGACAGGACUGCUGCUUUUAACUGUCUGCUGGGCAGGUGUUGAUGGUCACACGCUGACAGAAUCUGAACCAGUGGUUAAAAGGCCUGGAGAAUCCCACAGACUGACCUGUACAACCUCUGGAUUCACAUUCAGCGACUACGAUAUGAACUGGGUCGGACUGGAGUGGGUUGCCUGGGAUGAAAAUGACAAUGACGGGAAAUCCUACUGUCAGUCAGUUCAAGGCCGGUUUACCAUCUCCAGAGACAACAGCAGGCAGCAGCUGUAUCUGCAGAUGAAUAAUCUGAAGACUGAAGAUUCUGCUGUUAAUUAUUGUGCUCGAAACUCCCCACCUACCGGCCGGGGCGGCAGUGCUAUUGAAACCUGUCACUGUGACUACUACUUUGACUACUGGGGAAAAGGAAUAAUGGUGACUGUCACAACAGCCUGUCCAACUGCACCAACUGUGUUUCCCCUGAUGCAAUGUGGUUCUGGGACUGGAGACUUGGUCACUCUCGGCUGCCUUGCCACCGGCUUCACACCCUCCUCACUGACCUACACAUGGAGCAAAAAUGGGGCUGCCUUGACGGAAUUCAUUCAGUAUCCUCCAGUACAGAAAGGGAACGUUUAUACGGGAGUCAGUCAAAUCCGAGUGAGGAGACAGGACUGGGACGCAAGGCAGACUUUCAAAUGUGCCGUGACACAUCCAGCAGGAAAUGCAGAGGCUACUGUCGUCCCACCACCACCGGUGAUUUGUAAAUUGCCAACUCUAGUGUUGGCCUCCUCUGAGAAGGAAAACGAGGUUACCUUCUCCUGCUUGGCCAAAGAUUUUUCACCAAAAGAUUAUGAGUUCAAAUGGCUGAAAAAUGAAGAGGAUAUCCCCAACAAAAUAUACGAGAUCAAAACAUGUGAUGGAAAGGAAGUGACCGAAACUAGGGUGUACAGUGCAGCAAGUUUUCUUGCAGUACCAUCCAGUGAGUGGACUGAGGACAGUAAAUUCACAUGUGUGUUUGAGGGGAAAUGUAAAGGUCAAAUAACAUUUGUGAAUUCAUCUGUGACUUACAAAGAUACAACUUGUGAGUAAAUUGUGCAAUUCAAU
This is a messenger RNA of Micropterus dolomieu (smallmouth bass), 1089 nucleotides long. Its product is annotated as Ig heavy chain Mem5-like. Gene Ontology annotation, cellular component: external side of plasma membrane; blood microparticle; immunoglobulin complex, circulating. Gene Ontology annotation, biological process: B cell receptor signaling pathway; innate immune response; positive regulation of B cell activation. Lineage: Eukaryota; Metazoa; Chordata; Actinopteri; Centrarchiformes; Centrarchidae. The transcript has 6 exons. The record is from RefSeq and is a predicted model, not a curated record. The coding region runs from base 1 to 1074 and encodes 357 amino acids. Gene Ontology annotation, molecular function: immunoglobulin receptor binding; antigen binding.